AUGCUCCGCCCUGCAACACCAUCAACAAACAACGACACGUCACUCACCAGGCUCAACAACCACACCUCAGACAAUUAUGGUUCCAAGUGGUCCCUUCAGGUCCCAGUUGUGUACAAAAUCGAUGAGGAUUCCAGCAGAAUGUAUGAGCCACAGGCUUCUGGGUUUCAUGUGGUCUCCCUGAACAACAGUGGCUACUCCGCGCUUCAGACGAUAUCCGAAGGGAACAAUGCUUUCACGCUAGAUCUGUACAAGUUUCAGAGCUUAGCAGUGCAGCCAGGGAAUCUCUUCUUUUCCCCACUAAGUAUUCAGGUAGCUCUGGCACUUGUGUUUCUUGGAGCAAAAGGGAAUACAGCAAAAGAGAUCGCGGCCGGACUACACCUGCCAGAUGAAAGGAAACUGAUCGAGAAUGGCUUCAGAGCGUUAAUGACAAAACUAAAUGAGUACGACGAGGUGACGCUUCAUAUCGCAAACAGGAUUUUCUUAAAGUAUGGCUGCGGAAUCAAAGAAGACUUCAAGGCGGCUGCUCUCAGAUUCCUUUCUGGAGCUCAGGAAUUAGACUUCAGCCGCUCGGAAGAGGCGAGGUCUCAAAUAAACAAGUGGGUAGAGGACCAGACGCGUCAGAAGAUAAGGAAUUUAGUACACCCUGGUGUUCUGAAUUCUGACACAAUAGCGGUAAUAGCAAAUGCAAUUUACUUCAAAGGCGACUGGGCAACAAAGUUUGAUAAAAGAAGCACCGCACCGAUGCCUUUCCGUUCAGCAUCAACAACGGAUGUUCAGAUGAUGUUUGUGAAAGCCAAGUUCAGAUACACUGAGCUGCAAGUGCUCAACUCACAGAUACUUCUUCUGCCUUACAAGGGCAACAGGUUCAGCAUGAUGGUGGUUCUACCAACAGAAGUAGACGGCUUGUUUGACGUCGAGAAGCAGAUCGCGGAUGCAAACCUCUUCGACAUUGCAGACCAGACGUUUAAACAGAUGGUCCAUGUGUAUCUACCCAAGUUCAAAUUGGAGUACGAAAAAGAACUUGAAGAAAGCCUUCAAACUCUCGAGAUGAGGUCCAUGUUCGAUGUGAACAAGGCCAACUUCAGUGGCAUCAGUGAUAAGGAGCAUCUGGUGGUGAAUCAAGUGCUGCACAAGGCGUUCAUUGAAGUCAGCGAGGAGGGGACGGAGGCCGCAGCGGCAACAGCUGUUACGAUCGUCACCUACUCCGCCUGGAAUGCGCCGACCGUGUUCAAGGCUGACCACCCAUUCACGUUCUUCAUUCUAGAUGAAGAGGCAAGAACUGUACUCUUUGCUGGACGGGUCUGUGCCCCCACUACUUAA
This is a messenger RNA of Schistocerca piceifrons (Central American locust), 1320 nucleotides long. RefSeq names its product serpin B6-like. Gene Ontology annotation, molecular function: serine-type endopeptidase inhibitor activity. The coding region runs from base 1 to 1320 and encodes 439 amino acids. The transcript has 8 exons. The record is from RefSeq and is a predicted model, not a curated record. NCBI's taxonomy places the organism in Eukaryota, Metazoa, Arthropoda, Insecta, Orthoptera, Acrididae.